AUGCUUCAAGAUCCCCCUGUAAAUGAUGCUUCAAGAUACCCUGUAAAUGAUGCUUCAAGAUCACCUGUAAAUGAUGCUUCAAGAUACCCUGUAAAUGAUGCUUCAAGAUCCCCUGUAAAUGAUGCUUCAAGAUACCCUGUAAAGGAUGCUUCAAGAUCCCCUGUAAAUGAUGCUUCAAGAUCCCCUGUAAAUGAUGUAAAUGUAAAUGAUGCUUCAAGAUCCCCUGUAAAUGAUGCUUCAAGAUCCCCUGUAAAUGAUGCUUCAAGAUCCCCUGUAAAUGAUGCUUCAAGAUACCCUGUAAAUGAUGCUUCAAGAUCCCCUGUAAAUGAUGCUUCAAGAUACCCUGUAAAUGAUGCUUCAAGAUACCCUGUAAAUGAUGCUUCAAGAUCCGCCUGA
Messenger RNA from Procambarus clarkii (red swamp crayfish), 396 nucleotides. Lineage: Eukaryota; Metazoa; Arthropoda; Malacostraca; Decapoda; Cambaridae. The record is from RefSeq and is a predicted model, not a curated record.